This is a messenger RNA of Amphiprion ocellaris (clown anemonefish), 8979 nucleotides long. RefSeq names its product spermatogenesis-associated protein 48. NCBI's taxonomy places the organism in Eukaryota, Metazoa, Chordata, Actinopteri, Pomacentridae. The record is from RefSeq and is a predicted model, not a curated record.
AGAAGGCUGGGUAUAUAUGAAUUUCAUGAGACAUGGCCCUACAGGUAUAUAGAGGCACCUAAUGCAUCAAAGCUUUACACAGAAAUAGCAGGAACAUUUGCAAAAACUAAUAUCUGUCAGUCAUCUGUCCCCAUUUUAUUUAUUUCAGAGGUGAAGGAUGCUGUCUGUCUAUGUUUUGACCUUCCAGCUCUGUCUGUAUGAUCCUGAGGUGCCAGACUGGGUCACCCUCAGCCCUGCUGUCUUAUUAACAAAAAUUACGCCCUGCCCAGGGCAUCAUCAGGCCAUAUUGUCCUCAGACAGUCAACAUUGUAAUUGCGACUUUGUUACUGCAGCAGCAUCAGCAAAUGACAAUACCUCUUAAUCCAGAGCAACAGUUUCUUUUUUCUGUCAGAUGAAUGCAGCCUGGGCAAAUUAGCGGCUGCUGCAUUGUACCAUUGGGCCUGGCACCAUGGGUGAGAUGUGAGAUUUAAAUAAUUUCUGAGUCUGUGGAGGAGUCUAGAGAAUGGCAGACAAGCUGACUAAUAACACGGGAUCCAGUAACAAGGGCUGCUCCGAUGGUAAUGACUCCUCUCUCCAGAAAUAUCUGAUUCCCUGCAAAAAAAUGCAGUCAUCUCAGACUGAGGUUGAUAUUUAAUAUCCUGAAACAACAGAAAGCCCCUGAAAGAAUUGGGAAACAGAGUAUUAGGGAUGAGGAAUUUCUGAUAGGGGAAUAAUUAAUGGAGUCCAAAUGCAAUAAAUCAUGUGGACCUCUGGACCUAUAUGACUUUUUUCAUUAGAAAUGUAUGAAAAUACAGACCAUGCUCUCGUGAGAUAUGACUGACGCAACAGUCUGGAGAAGCAUUUCAAAAGAAACCGACAUUAGAUCUCACAAGUGUCAUUUUUGCUCUCCUUUUGUGGAGGAACAUUGUGUGGGAGUUGGGCAUAUUUGCCACUCAGUUAUCAGAGUAACUCUAAUUAGGCUAUUUUUAACACAUCCUUUUCAACAGCUCUUGGGUGUUUACAUUUGCUAAUGACAGCCUGAGUAAAAAUCAUCUAUCAGCAAGCAUCAGCAUCAUCGCCACUGACACAUUAACAUGAAUUCUCUCCCAAGAAAAAUGCCACCUCGCCAAGAUGCUUUCACUGUUUAUAUAAAGCACACAUGUGUAGCUCCGACACGUGUGCCCUAUAUUUAUGUGACAUAUUUACAUUUUCACAAUACGUCUCAGAUAGCCCAGGCAAACUAAUUAAUAAGCAGUGAGCCACAUAGUUUUUGUGUGGUUUUUUUUUUUGCUCCAGUGAAUAUGAGACAGCUCUUUCAAGCCAACGCGUUCACACAGAUUACACCCUUUGUAAAAAACAUGUUGCUUCCAUGUGAUUUACAUAAUUUUCAUUUAGUUUAUUGUCAACUUUAAAAACAGCUUACAUUUGAAGUUUCUCUUUCAGCUAACACCACUUCAGGCUGAGAAAAAUAGCUGGUUUUGCCUGCAUCCUCAAAGAAAAAUCAUUGUAGUAUGUCUUUGGGGACUUUGGAACAACUCAGUAUUGGAUUUAUGUUCAAGUUGUUGUGCAAUAGUGGUAUUUUUAAACUCAUAAUGUAUCAUCAUAAUAUUACAACAGAGACCUAUAGUUGUUUGUGCCUAGAUAUUUGUGGACUGUCAUUUAAUUCAUAAGGGACAGGACAGCAUGCACAUGCCUGUUUCUGGUGUUACCACCUGAUAACAUAGGCUCCAUUGUGCCAUCUAGUGGUCACUUGGAUUAAAGCGAGACAAGUUUUUAAACAAGAAAAUAAUUCCUAACCCAUCACAAGAAGUAAUGUAGCUCUCUCUGAGGAGGCUCCCCCCACUAAACCCUGAGGCAGGGCCAAGACUUCUCUUUAUUAUUUGCCACCAGAACACAUUUAUGUGGAGUAAUUUUCCAGGCCACCCCUGACAACUCACAAAACAGUUUUAUUUGGUCAGUGUGAUAAAUUAGUAGUCGUAGUUGCCAAAAUAUAGCAGCUCAGAGGAAGCAUUAUUAGAAGUGAAUGCUCCCCUGGGGUAGAUCAGUGCAGUAUGACGUUUACAAUAGUUGUCAGGGGAGGUUUUUAGACUCUGUAGCCCAUUAUUAUAACAAAUAGAGAAUAAAUGUAGUGCUGUAGCUCCACCUCAACAGCCUGCAGGUCAUGUGGCCUCCUCACAUGUCAGUAAUUUGAUCUGAGCAUCAAACAAAGACAGUCUCUGGGCAACGUACACUUACUGCAAAGACGCACAAGCAUUCUUUGAGUUUCUCCACAGGUAGUAAUGACUGCAGUACUGGAUCCCUCCAAGCCGUUCUCUGCAGAGCUACAUGUCAUCAGACGGCUGAACUCCAGUCUGUACAGGGACGGUGGUGGAGAUGAACUGGACAGUGGUCGGGCAGGUUCUCCUAGAUUUCACCUUCCUGCUGGGCAUGUCUUCCUGUCUCCUUUACGAAAUGAUGUCCCCCCGUUGGACCCUUGCUGUGGUCAGCUGAGUGCUAGAGCAGAGAUGGACCUGGGGGUCAAAGGUUGAUAAAAAUUCAUAGUUCCUCAUGUGGCCUCUGCUCUGCGGGCCCCUCCAGGUUUCAGAAAGAGGCUUCAAACACCCCCGAUCCACUCUGGUAUCUGUGUGGACCUGAGCGAGGACAAGGCCUGGAACUCCAGGAGGAUCCCUGAUGCAGCUUUGAGAGCUCGACUAAAUGUAAAAUAUUAUGAAGAAGUCAUUUGGGAUAGGAAGUUGCCGCUGCAUGUGCAGGCCCCAGAAACAACCCUGGAGAAACUGGCAGACCCAGUGAGUGAGCGACCCUCAUCGAGGCACUACAACAGCCAACCUCAGCUGUGGCAGUCCGUCGGAGCCGACUGGAACAGACGACGGCAUCAAUUGAGGAAUGACGCCAAGAAACUUGUAUCAUUCUGCAGUGGAUGUCCAAGGUCAGGUCAGAUCCCUCUAUACAUUGGUACCAUUGGCUCUGAGAACAUGGAUAAUAUUGACAACAUGGAUGAAGACUUUCACCUACUGACCCUGAGGAGGAGCAUCAUACCUCCGUACACACCUACAGCACAUCAAAGCACCAUCCCUGGCUAUGCAGGCAAGGCUGCCUAUUCUAACUCUGCUGCUGCAAUCUCUGUCCCAGAUUUGGGCCCCAGUUUAGCAAACUUUACCGGCUUUUGGAACAGGCAUCUCCAGAUGGCUGAAUCCAGAGCAGCUCGUGUUGCAUAUUUUCACAGGACAAUCAGAGAAUCAUGGAGGUCUGCUUUUGGUCACGCGGCGCCCCCCUCCCAAAUGUUGACCACCGUGAACCCCUGCAACCCCUUCCUGAGACCUGAGCUUCCCGCCUCACGGAGAGGCGUUAGACAAAGCAGAUGAGAAAGUUUUGAAGGUGUCAGUUUCCUAUUUAUGCCAUUCAAUCUGUUUAUAUGAAUACGUCUAUAAUGAUGUGAUGUCAGUGAGUGAUUCAGAGUGAGUUGGAGAAUAAUGAGAUGCCCCAUUAUCAUAAUUUCCUUGAUUUAGAUGAGUGGUUUUCUAACUCUGGGUAGCGAGCUUUUGCAUUGUCCUUUUAAACAUUUGCUCUCUCACUGACUCACUCACUCACUGACUGUGUGUGUGUGUUUCAGCCCACACACUGCCUCUGUCAUGAAGGGCAAAGAGGGACAAAAGGAGAAAAUAUUGAGGGAAAUCAGGAUUUUCUGCACUACUGUUACACACCUGACAGUGUAAAAUCUAUGGCAGGUAUAAUAGAAGGAUUAUAAGAAACAUUAUCUUAUUCAAGUUUAUUAGCUCAGCAAAUACAUAUUAAAUACAUCCUGCAGUCAGCACUGCACAAAUCAUUUAGAGGUUUUAGUUUUCUGUAGAUGUGACUGUAUUGCAAAUCAUCAUUAUUAUGAAGUGCCUGGCAGCUACAGCUUUAUGUCUCUGUGGUUUGUGCCGCUUCACGCUUAGACAGGAAAUAGGGAUGAGCUGGUUUUCCUGUUUCUCUUCAUCUAUAGUUUGUUUAGAUUUACAUUUCACAAGGAUUUGUACUUGAACACACAGCUGAUUUGUGUGAGUUAAAGGUUGUGUGUUCACUAAUGCAUGCAUCUGAAUUAUCUUAUAUUUACUUCCAUAGAUAGGACAAUUCACUAUCUUAGUGUUGCACCUAAUUGAAUAAAACUGGGAGAUAAAAAACAAAACAAAUGAAACAAAAACACAACACUGAUUAAAAACAGUCCGAGAAGCUGAGAUAUCCUCAGUUUUAACUGCUCAACCUUAAAACCAGAGUGUGAACAUCCUACAUUUCCUACAAUGCAGUGCAGUAGUGUCUUUCAAUAAACAUGAUAGGGUUUUCUCACAGCUACAGAAGUCUAGGACUACAGCUCUCCGCUAUUAUUCCAUCAAUUUAGUAUGCUUUUAUUUCAUUGAAAAGGACAACAAUUUAGGACAAGAAAACAAAUAUAAAAAUUAUUUGUUUAAAUUGCAUAUCUCCAUAUCUAAAUCAAGUCCGACACAGAAUUCGGAGAAGACAGCAGCUCUCAGGGCAAAGUUAUCCUGUAUGACAGGCAGAAUGGCAGACUGCCAAAGCCCUCUUCACAGCUACAGUGAAGAUAUAUGUACAAAUCUGGUAGGGACACAAAAACAAAUCGUUACUUUGAGGCCUAUCGAAACCCCUGGAUAAAAAGGAUAGCUGUGGACACCACAGACACGCAUUUGUUGUUAUUCUGCUGGGGGCAGUAACAAGCAUGCUUGGUAGUAGUGUUCAUGUGCAAAACACAUAGUUGCCGACCUACUGUACAUGUAAGAAACAAAGUUCUCCCAGCAGAGUACACGAGGGUCCACUAGGGUUCAUGUGAUGUUAGUUUCAUCAUCACUUGAUGUCCAUAAGAAUCCAUACAUAGCCCAAAAUUUGAGUUCACAUAGACAUUUUGUGCGUGUUACGGCCACUGGUGAUUGUGUGCCAUCUUGCUUCUGUGGUGGAUUUUUUGGGCCUUGGUAUAGGGAGCUGUGGUUAAUUUGAGAGCUUCUCCAGAACCCCAGCUGACAGUCAUCACAGGUAAUAAAUCUGGAGCUGAAGAUCUGCACUCCAGCCUUUGUUCUCCCCGCCUCCCGACCUGUCUGAUUGGGCCACCAUCCACCUUCAUCCAACCAGCCGCAGCCAUCAUCACACCUGAAGUGUAUAAAUCUGCAACCAAACUCUCAGUCAGGGUGGCUGGGAUUUAACGUGACCAGUUCGCCCUAGUCCUUAGGUUUUGUAGCCACAGAGGGAUGGCUACUCGGAAAUUAGAGCUUCUGUCAGGAGCUGUUAUUUCGGUGAGGCGCUACCAGUCUUGGUGAAGAAUAUAGCACCUGUUAGCAGCUGACUAUUUCGGUGAGAAGCUACUUGUGUUUUGAGUGUGCCCUGUAGCCACUGAGGGGUGAUGAUUAGCAUGUUAUGUCUUGUUGGAAAUGUCUGUUUUGAGGCAUCAAUUUUAUUCAGUUUAUUACGUGCACUUGACACCCAUUUGUAUUAGCUCCUGUUGUUUGUGGUGGGUAUUGCUACUGUGCUUAGGUUUGGCUAAGGAGUUUAGUUGUUUUGUUUUUGGGCAGCUAGUUUGAGAACUGUUAGCCUUUGUUUCAUUUUAUUUGGUUCUUUGGUUUAGCAGCAUCCACCAGCCCUAUUUUCCUUUGUUUGACCAUUUUUGUGUUACUUCUGUCACUGAGCAAUAAUUCACUUUACCGAACUAAUUACAUCUGAUUGUUUUUGGUACACCCAGCUGAUCUUAGUGGUUGGGUCGUAACAGGACAAUAGUGCACAUGUUCGGCAGUGGUGAAUAUUCACACAAUGCAUAGAAAUGAUCUACUUCCCAUGGAGAGUCCUCCAAAUGGAUGCCCAGGAACAGGAAAAGUUGCAUACAAACAACAAUGAAGCUUGAGGAAAACUAGUUAAGCCAUGUCAGACAAAUCUCUGUUGUUUUUAUAUUAUUGCUGGUACCUAAAUCACCUUUACUAUGUCUUACAGGUAACCAAUCUGGCGAUUAACAUCACAGCUCGUUUAGCUUCAGUUUCCUAGCUUAGUUGUCAGUGUAUUACAUUAUAAUACCUGUUGUUGGCAGAGUCUGGCUCCUGCACUUAGUCUGUACUUUUGUAACCUUCAUUUCAACUAGCACAAUGAUUUACGUUAAAUGCUGACAUUAAUGCUACCCUGUGUCAGGUUCACUCUGUGGUCUGAAUACUCUGCCUGGAUGCUUUCUGUGGCGUUGCAGAAGCGCUGAUGCCGUACUACUGGAAAUGACUUGGUCGGUUUUACAAUAAACACACCACAACAAUUGCAAUCACACAACAUGAAAUAAUCCCUAACUCUGGGCUCUUUUUGUAAUGUAGCCCUGCCUGUCCCUUCUCUUUGCCCCCGUUUUCUUUCUCUUUCUCCAUUUUGCAAUCCACAGUGAAGCUGUAUAUAGUCACAACACAACUUCAAAGCCAAGAAUAUAUCUAUGUUUUUCAGUAAUCGAUGUAGAAAUGGUUUAAUUACUACAGCAGACACUGCACACGUUUUCAAGCAGUGUUGGCAACUAACUUGAAAAAUGUAAUCAGUUAUAGUGAAGAGGUAAAUACCUAUCUUUUUAAAAAAUAUAUUUUUAAAGCUUUAUUAUGUAGGACAGUGGAGAGAGACAGGAAAGCAGGGAGAUGAGUGGGGGAAGGGCCAUGGGCUGGAUUCGAACCACUAUAGCCCCUGUUUAUGGGUCACCCGCUCAACCAUUUGAGCUACCAGGACACCAUAAUUACCUCACUUUAAUAUUUAUUCCACCGCAAAAGUUAUAACAAUAGUUAGAUUAUUUGUUACUUCAGUUUGACUACUGAGUUUAGCUCCAGCAAUGGUGCCUUUGAAAAACUUGAAAUCCUCCACAACUAGACUUGACAUACUCUACAUGGUACGAUCAAAAAGUUCUGGUACUGUUUGUGAUGCAUAUGAAUGGAGUCUGGAGUUUGUGUUAUCAAGAGUUUUACUGUAACGCCCUGAGUAUCUGAAGGAGUACAUGCAGCAUGAAUAACCCAAAAUGUGGUGCAAUGUCAUGUGGGUCAUCCUAUGUGCUUUGUGCCUGGUCACCUGUGAUUUCCACACACCCUAAUCCCCAGAUUUGACUCCCUGUGGUUUCUCUGUCAUCCCCAAAAUGAAAUUCAAAUCAAAAGGGCCCCGCUUUGUCACUGUUUAAAUGAUUCAGCUUGUUACACAUGGUGCUUGACAUGUUUAUGUAACAGGACUUCCAGGGAACUUUAGAAGUGUUGCAGAAGUCCUGGAAGCUGCAGAAUGAGACUACGAUGAUGGGGAUAUCAGCCAAAUUUAGAACACGUAUGUAUGGAUUUUUAUAGGCAGAGACUGCACAUUUUGAUCACAGUUUGCAAUGUCAACAUACACUACAGUUCAAAAGGUUGGGGUCACCUGGGCAAAUUCAUGUUUUUCAUGAAAGCUCACACUUUUAUUUGUGUGCGAACAUAAUUGCACAAAGAUUUUCUAAUCAUCAAUGCACCUUUCAACACCAUUAACUAACACAAUGUAGCAUUAGAACACAGGAGUGAUGGUUGCUGGAAAUGUUCCUCGAUACUCCUAUGUAGAUAUUCCAUUAAAAAUCAGCCGUUUCCAGCUAGAAUAGUCAUUUACCACAUUAACAAUGUCUAGAGUCUAGACAUUGUUCAUGUCUAGAGAAAUACAGUCUAGACUCUAGACUGUAUUUGUGAUGAAUUUUAUGUUAUCUUCACUGAAAAAAACUUUUCUUUCAAAAAUAAGGACAUUUCUAAGUGACCCCAAACUUUUGAACACUGUAUAUAAAUAGAAAGCGAGACAUUUUACAUGCAGCCUGUGUUUUGAAGGUAUUUACAGCAUCAACAGUUUGUAGCCCAAGAGAUGCAUUGCAGCCACACUGCACUCACAGCGAGACCACGAGAUUCACACAAGCCUGCAACUCUGAACAAACCCCAGUGACUCCUAAUCAUAGACUGAUGGCUGAUAUUAGCAAGGUAGCUGGGAUCACACAGAAUUUAAAACACAACAAAUCUGGAGUGGCAUUUCUCUUUUAAACCACCUUCUCACAUUUCCAGCACAUUUCUGCACUGAACACAGACAACAACACACAACCUCAUCUAAAUCUCGAUCAGUAAUUGUCAAAGUCGCACUGGGUUUACUGUAAUGUAAUCAUUGGUUUUCAGAUCUGAUUUGCCACUAUCAUAUUACUAUGAAUAAAGUGUAAUCUGAUUGUUGGAUACAAUUUACUUGAUGCAUGGAAUUUUAGCAGUUCUCAAUCGUUUACAUUUGUUUUGUUAAGAUUCGUCAUUUCCUUUGCAAAGCGGUGAUUCCGGUAAAUCUUCUUUUUGACUUGAUAUCAGCUAAGAGCUCCGUUAGUGAAUAAUGUCUGGCAGCACCUAAUUAAUGUGCUGAAUUGUGCGAUUAGCUUCACUUUAAACCUAAUUUUCAACAGCCAAAAUUUGGUAUGAAACACAUUAUCAGUUGUUGGAGGGACCAGACUUAGCUUUAGCAAAAAUUGCUAUUAAAUGGUUAAUAAUUAUUGAGAAUUUUCCACUAAUUUCUGUUGUAGAUGCUUAUUUUUUGGAUUUGAGAAAUUAUUUUUGUAUUAUACCCUUUUUUGCAGGGAAUCAAACAGUAACAUUGACAGUAAUGGCUUGGCUUAGGUUAGCUCAGCACAAAGAUGGAAAAUGUAGGAAAACAUGUAGUCUGAUUUUGUCCAUACAAAACAAAAUUCACCUCCCAGCACAUCUAAAGCUCACUAACUCUGCAUUUCACUAACUGUUUAGCUCUCUUUCCAGUAUUUAUGCUAAGUUAAGCUAACCGACUGUUGGAUUUUGCUACAUAUUUAGUGUACAGAUACGACAGAAUAUAAAUUUUUUCAUCUGCCUUGCCUGAAUUAAGGUUCCAAAGACUUGCAUAUUGCAGAGGUUGCUUUGUUUGCUGUUGUGUUUAAGACCAAUAAAACUGAGCAAGCCCUCUAGCAGAAAUCCUAACUCUAUUUGCCAAAAAAAAACGCCCUCCUCCUCCUCCUCC